This is a messenger RNA of Melopsittacus undulatus (budgerigar), 1068 nucleotides long. RefSeq names its product iron-sulfur cluster assembly factor IBA57 (gene IBA57). Gene Ontology annotation, cellular component: mitochondrial matrix. The record is from RefSeq and is a predicted model, not a curated record. Lineage: Eukaryota; Metazoa; Chordata; Aves; Psittaciformes; Psittaculidae. Gene Ontology annotation, biological process: iron-sulfur cluster assembly. Bases 29 to 1054 code for a protein of 341 amino acids. Gene Ontology annotation, molecular function: protein binding. The transcript has 3 exons.
UCUGACAGCAUUCGGCCUGACGGCCGCCAUGUUGGUGAGGGCGCGAGCGGCGGCGGUCACAACGGCCCUGCCCGGUAUGCGCCGGUUGUGGCGGGGCGGGGGGAGCGGGGCCGCCGCCUGCUUCCCCCUGGGCCGAGCGCUGUUGGACGUACGGGGCGCCGAGACCGCCGUUUUCCUACAGGGGCUCCUCACCAACGACGUCACGCAGUUGGUCGCGGGGGACGGCCCCCCCGCCGCGACAGCCCUGCCGCGCGCGCUUUACGCGCAUGCGCUGAAUGUCCAGGGCCGAUGCUUGUAUGACCUCAUCCUCUACAGGCUUCAUGAGAGUCCAGAAGAAGAGCCACACAUCCUGCUGGAGUGUGACAGUGGUGUGCUGGAUGCCAUACAAAAACAUAUGAAACUGUACAAGAUCAGGAGGAAAGUAAACAUCGCCCCUUGCCUUGACCUCUCUUUGUGGGCCGUCAUCCCUGGGGAGCAGGCUGGAGAUAUUUCCAGUUCCCUUGCAAAACGUGCAGACCAGGCUCCAAUUUUAAGUCCUGACCCCAGAACAGAGGUCAUGGGCUGGAGAGUUAUCACAAAGAAAGGAGUGAAUCUGUCAGAGAUUAUCCCUGGGAGUCAUGUUGGAAACAUUCAGGAUUACCACAGGCACAGGUAUAAACAAGGGAUUCCUGAAGGUGUGAAAGAUCUACCUCCUGGCGUUGCCCUCCCGCUGGAAUCAAACCUGGCCUAUAUGAAUGGCAUCAGCUUCACCAAAGGCUGCUACAUUGGACAGGAGUUGACAGCCAGGACCCACCAUGUGGGUGUCAUUCGCAAGCGGUUGCUGCCAGUUCAGUUUCCAGCUCCUCUUCCCACAGACAGCAUUCCCGAGGGUGCUGAUAUUGUAACUGAAUCAGGAAAGUCAGCCGGCAAGUUCCGUUUUGGAGGAGGUGAACUUGGUAUAGCUCUUCUGAGGUUAGCUAAUGUAAAUGAAGCUCUCUACCUAAAUAGCGGAGGUGAUAAAGUAAAGCUCACUGCAAGAAUACCUGAGUGGUGGCCGAAAACCGCUAGCAAAUAAAUGAGGAACUGGAA